Messenger RNA from Phragmites australis (common reed), 2141 nucleotides. RefSeq names its product GDSL esterase/lipase EXL3-like. The transcript has 2 exons. The record is from RefSeq and is a predicted model, not a curated record. Lineage: Eukaryota; Viridiplantae; Streptophyta; Magnoliopsida; Poales; Poaceae. The coding region runs from base 277 to 1506 and encodes 409 amino acids. Gene Ontology annotation, molecular function: hydrolase activity, acting on ester bonds.
ACUUAUAUAGAGAGAGGGGAGAAGCUACAGAUCGACCAGGCUCAAUCGAUCGCUAGCAGCAGCAGCAGCUUCACACUUCACUAAGCUAGUUCACUAGUGGAGUGUGAGCAUCGAGCUGCUUGCAGCAGCGACCAGUCCAAACCAAACCAUCAAAAGCUUAAGCUAAGCUAGCUGCACGCACUUAUUCCUGCUUAUUGCCUGCCUCAGCAUCGAUCCAUCCAUCAUACAGCAACAAGCUAAUAGUAUAUAUAAUUAAGCCGGCAAGGGAUUGAAGCAAUGCAAAUGCAGCCGAGAGGCGAUCGUCGUGUCGUCGUCGUUGCUGCUAAUACUACAAUUCACACCAUGCCGCGCCUCAGCUGCUUUCCGCUGCUGCUGCUGUUCUUGUUGGUCUUGUUGCUGACCCCCACCACCACUUGUAGCGCUGCAGCCCAUAGCACUCGUGCUGCAAACGCGACGAGUACAUCUGCCGGCGCUGCAGCUUCAGCCGCGGCCAUGCCGAAGCAGCAGCAGCAGCACAAGGCGAAGGCGAAGGCGCCUGCGCUCAUCGUGUUCGGCGACUCCAUCGUCGACCCCGGGAACAACAACGACAUCAACACCAUCAUCAAGGCCAACUUCCCGCCCUACGGCGACGACUUCCUCAACCACCGACCCACCGGCAGGUUCUGCAACGGCAGGAUACCAACCGACUUCAUCGCCUCAAGGCUGGGCCUCAAGGACCUGCUGCCGGCCUACCUGUCCCCUCAGCUGGACAAGCAAGACCUCCUCACCGGCGUCAGCUUCGCCUCCGGGGGCACCGGAUUCGACCCCCUCACGCCGCAGCUCGCGUCCGUGAUCUCGCUCCCCGACCAGCUCAACAUGUUCCACGAGUACCUGGACAAGGUGCGCGCGGCGGGCGGGGACGCCAAGGCCUCGGAGAUCCUGUCCCGGGGCGUCUUCGCCAUCUGCGCCGGCAGCGACGACGUGGCCAACACCUACUUCACCAUGCGCGCGCGCAGCAACUACGACCACGCCUCCUACGCCCGCCUCUUGGUGCAUCACGCCUCGUCAUUCGUCGAGGACCUCGUCCGCGCCGGCGCGCGCCGCGUCGCCGUCAUCGGCAUCCCGCCCAUCGGCUGCGUCCCCUCGCAGCGCACCAUGUCGGGAGGCCUCGAGCGCAGCUGCUCCGAGGGCCACAACGAGAUCGCCGUCGCCUACAACACCGGGCUGGAGAAGGAGCUGGCGGCGCUCCGGGGCAAGUACCCCGGCACGAUGCUGGUGUUCAUGGACAUCUACGGCUUCCUCUACGACAUGAUGAUGCACCCGCGCAGGUACGGCUUCACGGAGUCAACCAGGGGAUGCUGCGGCACGGGACUCCUUGAGGUCUCCGUGCUCUGCAACGGAAUCACCUCCGCCGUCUGCGACGACGUCGGCGACUACCUCUUCUGGGACAGCUACCACCCCACGGAGAAGGCAUACAAGGUCCUCGCCGACUUCGUCUUCGACAACUACGUCAAGCUCAUCAUCUAAGUAAUUAGGAAUUGGCUUUGCAUUGCAUCUAGUAUUUUGCUUCCUCUAUCUCUGAGAUCGAGUCCGGUCCUAGAUCUCAAUUCAUCUGCUUGCAGCUAUUCUUUCUUCUGCUCGAUCUGCUCUAAUGUCCUCGAUCACAGCAUCCAGCUUAAUCAUGGUUAUUAUAUUUAUUCCAGUCAAUUAGCAGCAUGAUCCUUGUUUAAUUUACUCUUGUGUCAUUGUAAUAGCUAGGACUAGGAGUAUAACUUAUUUUUUACUACCAGCCUAAUGACGACCUUAGGUAUCCUUUCCUGUAUUUAUCUUUCUUGGUUUUCAAGUAAUGCGAGUGAGAAAUGGACGCCGAGCCUCUCUAUUGGUACAUAUAUAGUCGCUCAGACGUACUGAUACGUACGUUGACAGCAAACAUACAUACAUAAAGAGUACUCGUGUUGUAUUCAACGCUGAAAACUUAAAGAGAUAUACUUACACAUUAGAUUGACCAAAAGUUGCAUGCCUGUUAUUGUUACCCAAACCCCAAGCUGAAUUCGAUCUAUAUAUAUAAUUAAGCUCCGGGACCGUAACUGAUCCAAAGUUAUUGAUCUGACUGCAAGCGCUGCACCUCACCCUCCAGCUGAAGCCAUGCCAUAAGGCAUAUA